Macadamia integrifolia is the source of this 783-nucleotide messenger RNA. RefSeq names its product dehydration-responsive element-binding protein 2D-like. The record is from RefSeq and is a predicted model, not a curated record. The transcript has a single exon. The coding region runs from base 1 to 783 and encodes 260 amino acids. Gene Ontology annotation, biological process: positive regulation of DNA-templated transcription; response to stress. Lineage: Eukaryota; Viridiplantae; Streptophyta; Magnoliopsida; Proteales; Proteaceae. Gene Ontology annotation, molecular function: DNA-binding transcription factor activity; transcription cis-regulatory region binding. Gene Ontology annotation, cellular component: nucleus.
AUGGGAGUUGCAGAGAAAAAAGUGGUGAAGCGAUCCUCUAAUAAUCAUUCUCAAAUUCAAUCACAGGGAAGUUCGAGGAAAGGAUGCAUGAGAGGCAAAGGAGGCCCAGAGAACGUUACGUGCACUUACAGAGGCGUUAGGCAAAGGACUUGGGGGAAGUGGGUGGCCGAAAUCCGGGAACCCAAUCGAGGCGCUCGACUCUGGCUUGGCACUUUCGACACGUCGCGUGACGCGGCGCUAGCCUACGACGUUGCCGCUCGCAAGCUUUACGGCUCUUCCGCUAAACUCAACUUGCCAGAGUUAUGGGUCGACCGGAACGAAUCAGAACCUGGACCCCUCGAUUCAAAUUCAGAUUCCAGUUCAAUAGCCCCUUCCAGCUCGACGUCCACCACGACGACGGCCACUAACUCCCAGACCCAAUCGACCCAAUUGACUCAGUCGAGGUCGGAGAGAGUUGAAGGUGAGAAGCUGAGUAGUGAUAGUAGUGAAGCAUACUCGAGCUGGACUGGGUCAUCAGGUAGCAAUGGAUGGGAGAUUGGGAAGACAGGAGAGGAUGGAUCAGGGGAAGGUGUAAGUGUUUGGGGAGAGAUGAAUUUGAGCUUGCCAGAGACAGAUGUGGGUGACUUGAUCCUUUCUCCAUGGGACUUAGAUGAGAUGCCAAGGUUGAUGGAUUACCCCAUAUCAGGGGCAGGGACCCAUGACCCUGAGGCUUCGACCUGUGAGUUAGCUUUGGGAGAUGAUGGGAUCGGUUGGGACGCCUUACAGCUGCAGUGGUGUUUGUGA